AUGUCAGAGCCUGCUCUCAUGAAUGACCACAACAAACGUUUCCAGCUCGAUGACUCUAACAUAACCCUGAUUUCGUCUGAUGGCUUCCAUUUCAAGGUCCAUCGACACCAGAUAGAAAGUGCUGGGACAGUUUUCAAAGCCAUGUUGGAAUUGGACAACACCGUGGAAGUAUCUAACCAUGUACCUUUCUUGGACGAGAAGAUCGAGGACUCCUUUACAGUCAGUCUAUUUCUUGACAUCAUAUAUGGAAAUGAGUUACGUGAACCAAAGAGCACUGUAGAUUUUUCUAUAUACGAAAACCUCUUACACUUCAUGAUUAAGUAUGACUGUACCCCAGCUCUGCAGUACUUUCGUCACGCGUUAUUCCAUUGGGUGCUGAGUCCCAAAAAUAAAAUCGACCCCAUGGAUAUGUUUACAAUUGGAUCAGCGACGAAUGAUGUCGAGCUUUGCGUCGCCGCAAUCCGCGGUACAGGUAAUUGGCAGUGGUCAACGGGCAACGAGAUAGGGCAAAAAUUAGUCGAUGGUACACGAAAACCCUUCAAUUUCGACCGUGGGAUUACGGGAGCCAGCGUCAUGGAGCUGUCAGCAUGGUCUUUGACUCAAUUUUGUAAGAUCCCAAACACAUACAAGUUCGCGCUCCUAAGGGCAUACCGCUACCCGUCCAAUUCAGAUUACACAGGUAGUAUAAGAGAUUGUGCUAAAGUAGCGGAAGAGUUUGAGGCUAUUAUGCAGCAAAUCCUCAACGAGAAAAAAGCUAAAGAAGCUGUCUAG
Molecule: messenger RNA, 771 nt
Organism: Kwoniella shivajii
Lineage: Eukaryota; Fungi; Basidiomycota; Tremellomycetes; Tremellales; Cryptococcaceae
Exons: 3
Coding region: 1-771 (256 amino acids)
Molecular function (GO): protein binding
Source: RefSeq, a predicted model, not a curated record